Messenger RNA from Clavispora lusitaniae ATCC 42720, 525 nucleotides. Its product is annotated as L-methionine (R)-S-oxide reductase. Gene Ontology annotation, molecular function: L-methionine (R)-S-oxide reductase activity; protein binding. The record is from RefSeq and is a predicted model, not a curated record. Lineage: Eukaryota; Fungi; Ascomycota; Pichiomycetes; Serinales; Metschnikowiaceae. Gene Ontology annotation, cellular component: cytosol.
AUGGCCCACGCGGACUUCUCCAACUUCGCCGCCCUGCUGCGUGCAGAGACCCUCCAGUCUGUAGUCGACGCCUACGACGCCCUCGCCCUGGACUGCUCCAACUGGGUGGCCAACUUGGCCAACGCCCUGUCGCUAGUGUGGCACGCCUACCAUGCAUUGGGAGUCCGAGUCAACUGGGCCGGCUUCUAUGUUCUCGACGCAGAGGCCGCCAACACGCUUGUGCUUGGCCCGUUCCAGGGGAAAGUGGCAUGCCAGAGCAUCCGUUUUGGCGCGGGCAUCUGUGGCCGGGCGGCCGAGAACAGAAGCACCGAGGUGAUUCCAGACGUGCACGCCGAUAAGGCGCAUAUCGCCUGCGACGGCGACACCAACAGCGAGAUUGUGGUGCCUCUUGUGGCGGACGGGCGUGUGGUGGGCGUUUUGGACAUUGACUGCUUGGACAAGAACGGCUUUGGGCCCGACGACGCGGCAGUGUUGGAGCAGUUGGCGCAGCACAUUUCCAGCUCGUGCCGCUGGGUGUUUGCCUGA